AUGAAGAAGCUCUUUGGAGGCAGUAAGAAACCGGCGUCCAACAAGCACUCUUCCUCACCAAGUUUGGAAGACCUUCAGAACGCCUACCGUUCCAGUCCCGAGCCCCCAUCACCGACCAAGUCGUCCUCGCGCUCUCCCAAAAAACCGUCCCGCUCCGAGCAACCGCCCCGCGACGUAAAGUCGUCGCCGCGCAACUUUCGCCAUUCGAGGCAGGCCUCGGACUUGAGCACCUCUUCGCGGCGCAGCAAACUCGACCCCGAUACCCAUCCCCUCAAUCUUCCACCAGAGGAGCGUAAGCGCUUCUCUGCCCGCUCAUAUAGCACCAUGAGUGCCAUGGAUAUUGACCGCGAGCCCUUGAAUGGUCCCUCGACUCCCCCACCAAACCCUUCCGCCCAGACAAAUUUCUCCGUGCCUAUCCAGAAUGGCAAUGGCACCGAUGAGCCUCCCGCUCCCCCGCCGCACAAGUCGAACCCUCCUAGCCCAACUUCCUCGCCGCUAGAGGAGGCUGAGACUUGCAAAGCCCUUGGUAACAAAUUUUUCAAAGAGAAAAGCUAUGCCCAGGCCAUUGAGCAGUACAGCAGAGCUGUCAUUCUCGUUCCCGACUCCGCGACAUUCCUCAGCAACCGUGCUGCUGCCUUCAUGUCCAACGGACAGUAUGUCGCCGCCUUGGACGACUGCUCCCGCGCGGCCGACUUGGAUCCCCAGAACCCCAAGAUCCUCCUCCGUCUCGCCCGCAUUUUCACUGGUCUUGGUCGUCCUGAAGAGGCCAUGAUCACAUUCGGCAGAAUUGAGCCUGCCCCUUCAGCCAAGGACGUUGCUCAAGCCAAGGAGAUGUUACAUCACAUCAGCUCGGCCAAGGAGUCUCUAGAGCGUGGCACUGCCAUGUCCAUGGUCCUCUAUGCGCUGGAUCAGGCCGAGCGUGGCCUCGGACCUAACGUCAGCAAGCCGCGCAAGUGGCAGCUCAUGCGCGGUGAGGCCUACCUAAAGAUGGGCCACGAAAACUCACUCGGCGAGGCACAGAAUAUUGUCAUGUCCCUGCUGCGACAGAACAGCCAGGACCCAGAGGCUCUUGUCCUCCGAGGACGUGUUCUCUACUACCAAGGCGAAAACGACAAGGCCAUACAAUCCUUCCGUGGUGCCGUCAGCUGCGAUCCUGACUACAAGGACGCCAUCAAGUGGCUACGCAUUGUCCAGAAGCUAGACCGCAUGAAGGAGGAGGGCAACGUCGAAUUUAAGGCCGGCCGUCUCGAGAACGCCAUUGCCAAGUACACCGAAGCCCUUGAAGUGGAUCCCUCGAACCGCGGAAUCAAUGCCAAGCUGCUACAAAACCGUGCUCAGUGCCGCAUUAAGCUGAAGCAGUACGAUGAGGCUAUCAAGGAUGCUGAGCGCGCUCAUUCCCUCGACCCUACCUACUUCAAGGCACGAAAGACCAAGGCCAACGCACUUGGUCUCUCCGGCAAGUGGGAAGAUGCCGUCAAGGAGUGGAAAGCCCUUCAGCAAGAGGACCCUGAGGACCGUACUCUUCCCAAAGAGGUUCGCAAGGCUGAACUAGAGCUCAAAAAGAGCCAGCGCAAGGAUUACUACAAGAUUAUGGGCCUUGAGAAAGAUGCCGGCCCUGACGAUAUCAAGAAGGCCUAUCGCAAGAUGGCUGUCAAGCUACACCCUGACAAGAACCCUGGCGAUGAGCAAGCCGAGGCUAAGUUCAAGGAUAUGCAGGAAGCUUACGAGACUCUGAGCGACCCACAGAAGCGAGCAAGUUACGACAACGGCGACGAUCUUCUGGACCCCUCUGACAUGUUUGGAGGCGGCAUGGGUGGAGGCAUGGGAGGCAUGGGAGGCAUCGACCCCGAGAUCCUCUUCAGUAUGAUGGGCCAGCAGGGUGGCUUCGGUGGCGGUGGUGGCUUCCCCGGCGGCCAACGUGGGUUCCCUGGCGGUGGUGGAGGUUUCCCAGGCGGUGCCAGCUUCAACUUCAGCAGCGGAGGCGGUGGUCGUCCACAAGGCUUCCCUGGUGGCGGCGCUAACGGCUUUCACUUUUGA
This is a messenger RNA of Akanthomyces muscarius, 2037 nucleotides long. RefSeq lists its product as uncharacterized. Lineage: Eukaryota; Fungi; Ascomycota; Sordariomycetes; Hypocreales; Cordycipitaceae. The coding region runs from base 1 to 2037 and encodes 678 amino acids. The transcript has 3 exons. The record is from RefSeq and is a predicted model, not a curated record. Gene Ontology annotation, molecular function: protein binding.